Messenger RNA from Peromyscus leucopus (white-footed mouse), 3605 nucleotides. RefSeq names its product HEAT repeat containing 6 (gene Heatr6). Bases 26 to 3583 code for a protein of 1185 amino acids. Lineage: Eukaryota; Metazoa; Chordata; Mammalia; Rodentia; Cricetidae. The record is from RefSeq and is a predicted model, not a curated record. The transcript has 20 exons.
UUCCCAGCCAGCUCACGUAGGAAAAAUGGCGGCGGUGCAGGUCGCCUCCUCGCUUCCUUGUGGGCAGCCGCGAGAGGCCCGGCGGGAGCUGUCGCCCGGGCGGGACGAUGGGUUCCGCCGCUUGUCUGCCCGGCUCCGCGCGCUGCAGCCGGAUGACAGCACCGCGUCCCGCAUGGAGAUCCACCUGCUCUUGGACCAGCUCAUCUCCGAGAACUACGGCGAGGGAGGCGGCGUGGCCCCCGAGGAUGUCAGUGCUCUUCUUGUGCGGGCUUGUCAGUUGGUGCCUCUUAAUCAGAAUCACCUUGUCAGCAAAGUGUCUCAGCUGAUACAUCUUCUACUUAACAGAUUACAGGUGGUUGUGGAUGAGCAGAACUUGGAUUUCCUGUUGACCUAUACGAUCUCAGCUAUUCAGCAGUGUAGCUCUUGGACACACAUGGAAAUUCUUCAAGCCCUAGCAGCUCUGGUUUACUGCAAUGGUUCAAAAUGUCAAAAGUAUCUCCCAGACUUGCUAGGCAAGAACGGCCUCUUGAUGAAGUUAAGUGACUCAACCCACUCUGAUCCUGAAGUCCGGAGAGCUGCAGUGCACUGUAUGGCAAAUUUAUGUCUCAGUGUGCCAGGACAGCCAUACCUGGAGGAGUCCUACCAGAACGUCUGUUUCCAAGCUUUCUUGACCAUUUUACAGUCUCCAAAAUCAUCUGAUAUGGAUGAUAUAACAUUUUGCAUGUUGUUACAGAAUGCACUGAAAGGUAUACAGUCACUUCUUAACGGUGGGAAGAUGAGGAUGACACAGACUGAGCACCUGGGAGCACUCCUCGCUGUGCUAAAGAAAGCCAUGUUUCACGGACUCCCUGGAUUAAACAUAGAGAUGCCCGCGGUGCUGUACCCAACUCCGCUCCCUCAGUAUGAUGGGCGAUCGCCUGUUAGACCACAGCAACAGGAACCCAGUGCUGCUCGACCGUCUGCGAACAAAAAGAAAAAACACAAAGUAAAACCAAAGAAAACCCAGCAAGGAGAGAAAGAGGAGGAGGAGGAGGAAGAAUCCAGCGGUGAAGUGGAAGCGGCCCCAGGCCUCAGCACGGGCAGGGUAAACACGUGUGGCGAGAAUGCUUGGUGCUCCUCCCCCCGGGGCUCCCAGAGUUUGCCUGUGGAUGGGGGCAGAGCUGCAGGAAGAGAGCAGGUCUCCUGGCCCUUCGCCUCCUCCAGCUGGAAAAGAGUCAGCAGCAGUGAGUCAGACUAUUCCGACUCGGAAGGAGGCAUGCAGGGUAAAAUGAGAUCAUACCAAGCCAAGGUUCGCCAAGGGGCAUUAGCUUGCUUUCUUUCUACUGUCAAAUCGAUAGAAAAAAGAGUUCUCUAUGGCUACUGGUCGGCCUUUGUUCCUGACACACCCGAGCUUGGAAGCCCCCAGUCUCUGUCCUUAAUGACGCUCACAUUAAAGGACCCAUCUCCAAAGACACGUGCCUGUGCCUUGCAAGUUUUGUCUGCCAUCUUGGAAGGCUCAAAGCAGUUUCUUUCUGUCGCUGAAGACACCACUGAUCACAAAAUGGCUUUCACGCCCUUCUCUGUAACGAUUGCGUCCAGCAUUAGAGAGCUGCACAGAUGUCUUUUGUUAGCUCUGGUGGCGGAGUCCUCGUCCCAGACCCUCACUCAGAUAAUUAAGUGCCUUGCAAACCUAGUAUCCAACGCCCCCUACAACCGCCUGAAACUCAGCUUGCUGACCAAAGUCUGGAACCACAUAAAGCCUUACAUCCGCCACAAAGAUGUUAACGUUCGAGUGUCGAGUCUCACGCUCUUGGGAGCUAUAGUGUCCACUCACGCGCCUUUGCCGGAAGUCCAGCUGCUCCUGCAGCAGCCCUGCUCCUCUGCGCUCAGCAGCAGCAACGCAGCAACUCCUCACCUCAGCACUCCUGACUGCUGGAAGAAAGCCCCCGCAGGACCCUCUCUGGAGGAAGCGUCGUCGGUCAGCUCGCCCAGGGCAUCUUCGGAGCCCUGCUGGCUCAUCCGACUCUGCAUCUCCACCGUGGUGCUGCCCAGGGAGGAUUCCUGCUCGGGUAGCGACGCCGGCUCUGCCCCGGGCAGCACCUACGAACCAUCCCCCAUGCGCCUGGAGGCUCUGCAGGUUUUGGCUCACCUGGCAAGGGGCUAUUUUUCAAUGGCUCAGCUGUACCUGAUGGAGCUUGGCGAGGUGAUCUGCAAGUGCAUGGGCGAAGCAAACCCAUCCAUUCAGCUCCAUGGUGUGAAGCUUCUGGAAGAACUGAGUACAGGCUUGAUACAGCAGUACAAGCCAGAUUCCAACGUGGCUCCCGAGCAGAGGGUACCGGUCUACGUGGUGGUGAAGUUCUGGACUGCGAUGUUGAAUGGUCCUUUGCCCCGAGCCUUGCAGAAUUCAGAGCACCCAACUCUCCAGGCGAGCGCCUGUGACGCCCUCUCCUCCAUCUUGCCAGAGGCCUUCAGCAGUCUGCCGAAUGACAAGCAGAUUUUGUGCAUUACAAUGUUGCUCGGCCUGAACGACAGCAAGAACCAUUUAGUGAAAGCUGCGACCUCCAGGGCCCUUGGCGUCUAUGUGCUCUUCCCCUGUCUCAGGCAGGAUGUCAUAUUUGUUGCAGACACAGCGAAUGCUGUGUUGAUGUCACUUCGAGAUAAGUCACUAAACGUGCGGGCCAAAGCAGCCUGGUCCCUGGGCAACCUGACAGACACUCUAAUCAUCAACAUGGACUCGCCAGACCCCAGUUUUCAGGAUGAGUUCUCUGGGCUCCUGCUCUUGAAAAUGUUGCAGUCUGCGAUACAAGCCUCCACGGACAAAGACAAGGUCAAAAGCAAUGCAGUCCGGGCCCUUGGGAAUUUGCUUCAUUUUCUACAGCCCUCUCACAUAGAGAGACCCGGGUUUGCUGAGAUCAUCGAGGAGUCUAUCCAGACUCUGAUUUCUACUGUUGUAAAUGAGGCCGCCAUGAAAGUCCGGUGGAAUGCUUGCUACGCGAUGGGGAAUGUUUUUAAAAACCCUGCCCUUCCACUCGGGUCAGCCCCAUGGACCUCCCAGGCCUACAAGGCCCUGACAUCGGUUGUGAUGUCUUGCAAGAACUUCAAAGUGCGCAUCAGAUCUGCCGCAGCCCUUUCCAUUCCAAGCCAGAGAGCACAGUACGGGUCUCUAGAACAGUUCGCUCAGAUCUGGAAUGCACUGGUCACUGCCUUGCAGAAGAGUGAGGACACCACAGACUUCCUGGAGUUCAAGUACUGUGCCAGCCUACGGACCCACAUCUGCCAGGCACUGGUUCACCUCUUGAGCCUCGCCAGUGCCUCUGACCUCCCCUGCAUUCUGGAAACUCUUGAGCUGAAUGGGGAGAUGAUCCGGUCCUACAUCCUACAGUUCCUAAAAUCAGGAACAGGGGGAGACGAUCCCGGAGCAGUCCACACCCCACAGGAAAGAGACCAGAUGGUCAGAGUGGCCCUGAAGUACAUACGCAGAGUGCAGACUCUGCCUGGAGACACAGCCAAGGGGGCCAUCGUGGCCUUCUUAGAGGACAUCCUGGCUGUUCACUGUGACUCCUCAGGACAAGUGGCACUCCAGAUCAGUGACCUUCACGUGUAAUAAAUGGGAGUCAGAGACCAAG